This is a messenger RNA of Drosophila mojavensis, 2533 nucleotides long. RefSeq names its product TNF receptor-associated factor 6 (gene Traf6). The transcript has a single exon. Gene Ontology annotation, cellular component: plasma membrane signaling receptor complex. Gene Ontology annotation, molecular function: protein binding. The coding region runs from base 128 to 1591 and encodes 487 amino acids. Gene Ontology annotation, biological process: regulation of canonical NF-kappaB signal transduction; protein K63-linked ubiquitination; positive regulation of JNK cascade. NCBI's taxonomy places the organism in Eukaryota, Metazoa, Arthropoda, Insecta, Diptera, Drosophilidae. The record is from RefSeq and is a predicted model, not a curated record.
CUCUCAGCUGUUAAGAGGAUUUAGUAUUUUGCAGCACUGGCCAACAAAUAGCAUCAAUAUUUUUGUGUGUGGUCAGGUGGAUCGAGUUAAAAAAAAGAAUUCAGGGCUAGCAUAGACUGAGUGGCGCAUGCUGUUACGCACUAAUGCAAUGCAGCGAACUCAACAGGAGCAAAAGCAAUUGAAGCUGCAUCAGCAGCAACAGCACACGGAAGACAUACAGCAACAGCAUCAUCACCAUCAUCAUCACCAACAGCAGCAGCAGCAGCAACAACAACAGCAUAACAGUAAUAUUAACAGCAAUGGGACGCACAUUGCUGGCUGCAGCAAUGCCACGCCCACAACGGCUGCAACAACGAGUGCAGCUGUUGGCGCCACAGGAGUGACGCCGCCUCGUACCUUGGCACUAAACCAAAACUAUGCAGCUUCGGACACAUCAGGGGAGCACGAUGGGGACACGGACUACCCGGACUCGCGGUAUGAGUGCGCCAUUUGCAUAGACUGGCUAAACGAGCCGGUGCUGACGUCAUGCGGCCAUCGCUUCUGUAAGAGCUGCCUCAGUGAUUGGCUGCAGAACCACAACCAGUGCUGCCCACUCGACAACAAGCAGUUGUCCGCCGAGCAGGAUAUUUUUCCCGACAAUUAUACGCGUCGCGAGAUUGAGCAAAUCAAGCACAAAUGCCCCAAUUCGCCGCAUGGUUGUGUCGUGGUAGCCUCGCCCAUCGAGCUGCAUCGGCACUUACCCACCUGCCCGUAUCGCAGGCAGCAGCAGCAGCAGCUCGAAGAGAAGUGUCCCUUCGCCAGCAUCAAAUGCGGUUUUGUGGGUCGUCCUGAGACGAACCAGUUGGAGGAGCACCUCAAAACGGACAUGCCGCACCACAUGCAACUCAUGCUACAGGCAUUCCAACAAACAGCCAUUGAGACUUGGCAGCCACACAAGCCCAGCUCCAGCUCCGCGCUGGAGAACGGCCACAAGGCGGGACAGCUGCCCCCGCCGCCGCAAUAUGCGAACGGAGUCGACGAGCAGAUCGUCCAGACCAUGUACCAGCGCAUCGUCGUGCUGGAGCAGCGCACACGCGAGCAGGAGACACGCAUCGAGAAUCUCAACAAGCAGCUGCGACGCCAGCAGCCAAUCGACGCCCGCUACAGCAACGGCACCAUCGUCUGGCAGAUCGAGCAGCUGAGCUCCUUGAUAGAGCGCCUGCGCGCCAAUGCGAAUAACCAGGUGUACUCGCACGAGUGCUAUACGUCACCGUACGGCUACAAGUUCUGUGCCCGUCUCAACAUACAGCCGCGGAAGCCGCACGUGCUCAGUCUGCACGUGCAUCUGAUGCAGUCGGACAACGACUUCCACUUGGACUGGCCAUUCAAGGGUCGCAUCAAGCUCUGUAUGGUGCACCCGGGCGACGCGAGUCUGUCACAGCACGACACCAUCAUGACGAAGCCAGAGAUACUCGCCUUCCACCAGCCGCGCGAGGCUAUCAGCACACGCGGCUUCGGAUUUCUCGAGUACGCCAACAUAUCCAAUAUCAUGCAACUGGGCUUCUGUGCCGACAAUCGGCUCCUGAUCAAGAUUGAGAUUAACAUUGUGUGAAUUGAAUUGCCCAGGACUAACUACUAGCUCAUGUGCUCAAUAUACACUAGAUGCUUAUAUAUACAUACGAACGAUAGGCGCUGAAAUAUGUAUAUUUUAUAUAGACCUUAUACGAUCUACGAUUAUUAGUCAAAACGGAGAAAAAACAUCACAGCGAAGCAAUUUUGAUACCAUAGUUUAAAAGUGACUUUAUCAGAUAUAUACAUAUAUAUAUAUAUAGUAAGUCAUAUAGCAUACAUGUAGUAUGAUAGCAAUUCGAAUAGGCCAAACUUUUGUAUACGUUUACACGCAUUUUAUUGUUUAAUAAUGCAAAGAGAAAACAAAAGAUUUGACGACGUAAAUCGGAUUAGACUCAUUCCAUGUUGUGAUUUUGUUUGUUAUCAGAUUCCAAUAAGAUUCCAGUGACAGCUCGCGCAUGUUAUUGGCCGGUUAACAGUUUCCAGUCAUGCUAAUCCAUUCUCAUUUCGCCUUUAUUCUAAUAAGUUUUAUAUUGUGAUUACUUUGUUUCACAUUUGUACUUAAUUUAAUGUUUUUUUUUUAUUUAUAUAUUUCAACUUGUUUAUAAUUUUGGAACUUUGUUUUUAAAACACUUCCAUUGGCAUUGGUUGAUUUUACCAAUUCGAAACACACAAAAAUACGUCCAUUAUGUUAAACAAUUAUUCUUAGGUGAUUUUUUGUUAAGCUUAAGAGCAAUAUACACACAUACAUAUACAUAUAUUGAUGGCAGCAGCAUGCAUACAUACAUAUAAACUACAAAUAUUAAUAUUAAUAUACAUACAUACAUAUUUUGAAUUGUAUUGAAGCAAGCGGGCAAUAUAUACAUAUGUAUAUGUACAUAUGUUAGAUAAGCAUAUUCAUAGUUGUGCAGUAAUAAAUUAGCGAGAACAACGCCACAAGAACAGCAACAACAAAUAAUAAUAAAGGACCCUUUUGUACCGAUAA